Saccharomycodes ludwigii is the source of this 3966-nucleotide messenger RNA. RefSeq names its product Nab6p (gene NAB6). Gene Ontology annotation, cellular component: cytoplasmic stress granule. Gene Ontology annotation, molecular function: mRNA binding. NCBI's taxonomy places the organism in Eukaryota, Fungi, Ascomycota, Saccharomycetes, Saccharomycodales, Saccharomycodaceae. Bases 1 to 3966 code for a protein of 1321 amino acids. The record is from RefSeq and is a predicted model, not a curated record. The transcript has a single exon.
AUGGUCGGAAAAUAUAAUUCUAAUAACACAAAUUACAAUCCCAAUAAUACAUACAAUGGUACUAAUAUUUACUACUAUACCAAUCCCCCUACUAAUAAUAAAAACCAUACUCACAGUUAUCCUACAACAUUUGAUCGUUCUCCUAGCAGACAAACCUUUUUUCAACCAUCUCUACAGUACUAUCAACAACAACAACAACAACUAAAGAAUUCGCCCACUCCUAAAACUCCCUUUGAUCCAACGUAUGGAAUAAGUUUAAUACCUUCACAUUUAUUGAUAAAUUCACCGUAUAUUAAUAAUAAUUCCAACGCAAACAAUAAUAACAAUAGUUCUAUCAGCUUAACAAAGGGAUAUCCUACUGUUUUUCAAAACAAUACCAAUUAUUCCCCUGUUCAUGUCCACCAUAGAUUUACUAAUAGUAAUCUUUCAUUGGUCUCCGUUUCAUCAAGAAUUAAUCCUGAAAUAAAUAAUGUUACCGGCAGUUCAAUAAAAUUAAGUGAUCCACCAAAAAAGCGCAACAAAAAUAUCAAGUGUUCUGAUAAAAAAGUUAUUAAUAAAAAUAACUCAAUUAUAAAUAUUGAUAUUGAUGACAUUUCAAGUUAUGUUGUUAAAUACAAAAUUAUGAAAAAUCAAACUUUUAACAUUAAAAAAAAGAAGAAAUUAAAAAAGAAAAGCCUUUCAGCUCAUAAAAAAAAUGACGUUACUGCUAGUAAUAACAAAAAAUAUGGACAGGAAGAAGAUCUAUGUACUGCUAAUAACCAUCAUAAUCGUGACGCUGAUGCGUAUGAGUUUAUUAGUAGCAGUUUACUAUUCAUAAAUAUUUCCCCUGAAAUAGAAUUAAAUGAUUUUGUAAGGUUAGGUUUAAAAUCCAAUUCAAAUGUUAUUAAGAUAUUUAAAGCCACUUCCACUGACAGUAUUCAUGGUACUAAUAACAUGAUUGUCAGUUUCCCCAAUAAAGAUUUAUGUUCUAAUUUCUACAACUUUUUAUUACAGAGAUUGGCAGAUUUUAAAAAAAGUAUUAAAUCAUCUUCUUUAGAUGUGAAGUACGUCAAGUUGGAGGAAUACAUAAAUAACAAAAAAUUUACUUUGCCCAAAAAUUUGGUACUUUCAGACCUAAAAACUUCUAGAUUUUUGUUAAUUAAGCUCUCAUUUGAUGAUAGCCAUAAUCAAAAAGGGGAGGAAGAAAAGAACACAGAUUCUGAUAGUCAUAGCUUUGACAUAGAGCGUGUUAAAAAUUGUUUGGAAUCUCAAUUUUUAUCCCAAAAUUUGAUUUAUACGCAAGUCGAUAUUUUCAAUACCAAUCAUGUCUAUAACAAACUUAUUGGUAAAACAUACAUAGUGGUACAUUUUAUUAGUGAUUUAAUGGCCAUAAAGGCUCUAAAGAUUCUGAAAAAAAAUUCAACAAAUGUUGCUGGUAAAAUCAAUUUUGGAAAAGCCUUUUUGUGUACUUUUGAUUUAACACUGCAUCAUCAGCCGCCAACUCCUCGUCUGGAAAACAUGUCUACUUUUUCAUCUAACAACAACGGUGUUACUACUCCUACGAGAACUGGUUUCUCCGCAUCAGUAUAUACUAGUAGGUCAUCGUCCGUGUAUUCAGAAACACAUUCAACCGUUUCCUUAGCUCCAGUAACUUCUACGUCCUCGACCAUUUCAUCCUCGUCCCCUCCUACUUCUGCUCCUACUUCUGCUUCUUCUUCAUCGUCAGAAUCAUGUAUUCCAUAUAACACCUCGUUGAUAUCAUUAUCCGAGACUGACACCGAUACACCAGAAGCAGCAGCAGCAGCAGCAGCAAGUGAUAAGGAUAAAACUGACACUGCCUCCAGUUCUUCUGCUACUUAUGAUGGUAUUGUUUCAGUUUAUCCACAACCGUCUUUACAAAAUAUAGUUUUUAACUGUUUUAAUGAUCAUUAUGCCACAUUAACUUUGUUGGAAUUAUCCGAUAUCAACUGCAAAGCUUAUAUAUUCAAUAAUGGAGUUUCAAGGGAAUCAAUUUCCGAUAGGGCCAUUCCGUCCAUUUUAUCAUCCUCUCCAUCUUCUUCCACCGAUCAAUAUGAUAGUCGCAGUCACGAUGACGUUAAUGUUGAUAUGGUGGGUAUAAAGAAUUCUAGUUUCAUCUCUUCGAUUGAUCAGUCAAAUUUGAUUAUUGAUGCAGAUUCGUCCUCCUCUUCUUCUUCUUCUGCUGAACUUUCGUCUACAACUGGAUCGCCACUAUAUCAUCAAUUACGUAAUUUAUCCGACGCUAAUUGCGAUAAUGGCCAGUGCCACGGUAUUCGUGCCGAUGAUGUUUCUUUAGGUUCAAUUUCAACAAACGUUUCAGUAUUAUCUUUACCACAAAUACAAUAUUUGAAUCGUCAACACCAAUCAAAACAAGUAGGAUCGGUUUUGAGAACCCCGCCACAAUCUAUAGCAAAUAUAAUCGGCGUAAAUGAUAGUAUAACGGCGUUUUCCUCACCAGCUCCUGGGAUAUUGCAUAAUAUAGCAACUGCUUCUCCAAAACCGCAAUAUUUAGACACAUUCCAUACAACAACUACUGUUCCCUCUUCUUUUAUUACAAAUAUGAAUGCUAAUAGAACUAUAUAUAUAGGUAACAUUCAUCCUAAGAGCAGGCCAGAAGACAUUUGUAAUGUUGUUAGAGGGGGUAUUUUGGAAAGCAUUAAGUUUAUCAGAGAAAAAAACAUUUGUUUUAUUAGGUUUAUAGAUCCAAAAGCUGCGUUAGAAUUUUAUACCACUGCUACAUUAGAUUCAAUUAUAUUGCAUGGUAAUAUUUUGAAGAUUGGGUGGGGUCAAAAUUCGCAUCCAUUAUCUCAGAAAAUAGCCUUAGCUGUUACUGUGGGAGCAAGUAGAAAUAUCUAUGUGAGUUUGCCGGAUAUUGCAUUUAAAGACAAAUAUAUACAUGAUCCUGCAUAUAAGAGUUAUCAAAAAAAAUUUUUUUUGCCAGCGCAGGACCAAUUAAGAGCUGAUUUUGUUGGCGUAUAUGGAGGUGUUGAGCAGAUUAACUACUUAUUUGAUGGGCAUUGCUGUUGGGUGAAUUUUAUAAACAUUUGCAGUGCUAUUAGAUUGAUUGAAGAUAUGGAAAAUGAUCCAGUCAAAUUUCAUGCUCAAUUUGCUAAUAGGUACCAAGGCUUAAUUAUAAGAUAUGGCAAAGAUAGGUGUGGAAAUGUUAACAGGAAUGGUAGGUUCAAUCCUGAACGCAAUUACAAGAAUACCAAAAAAAUAGUUGAACCUGGCAGCAAUGUUAUGGCUAGCAGUGAUGACAAUACUGAUUUUCCUGCGGAUGAUACUUUUACAAAUGGUGUUGAUAAGGGGGGGGAUGAUGAGGGUAGAGCAUUAGGUCUAUGUAUUACUAGCGAUUCUGAUAUGGUCAGUAGUUCCGCUAUUAAGCUGGAUAUUGAUGUUAAUAGUGUAGAUACUGAACAUGAUAAUAACAACACAUCAGUAAAUGAUUGUUUGGUCACAGAUAUAUCACCACCCUCAACACCAUUACGUUCUGUCACUUGCGAUAUCAAUGCUAGCAAUGAUAAAGGCUGUGAUAAUGCUGUAAAAGCUGUUCAAUUAGAGUCAUAUCAAGAUAAAGAUGCUGACGAAGAAGAUGGUUCGUGCAGCGAUGAUGAUACUAAUGGUGCUGAUAUUGUUAUUAAUUGCAAAGAGGGGGCUUAUGAUAAUGGCAAGACCAUUCAGAAUUUUAAUAAGAGAAUUAUGGAACAAAGAGCUGUGUAUUCUCAGUCUACGAACAAUAAUAUUCAAUAUUAUAACAAUAAGCAAAACUCUUUGAAUAUGCAAGGAGCCCGACAAAAAAGAUUAAUUCAAUCGUCUAAUAUUGCAGGGUCACGUGUAAUGGCACAAUAUUUAUCACAUAUUCAAUGUUCUAAUAACGUUUAUACACCAGCCGCUUUAACUGUUGAUGCUAAUAUUAAAUAUACUUUAGAUUAUAAUAGCAGCACCCCUAAUAAUAAGGGUCAUCAUUAA